This is a messenger RNA of Daucus carota subsp. sativus, 1514 nucleotides long. Its product is annotated as protein DEFECTIVE IN MERISTEM SILENCING 3-like. The record is from RefSeq and is a predicted model, not a curated record. The transcript has 8 exons. Lineage: Eukaryota; Viridiplantae; Streptophyta; Magnoliopsida; Apiales; Apiaceae. Bases 1 to 1305 code for a protein of 434 amino acids.
AUGCUAGCUGGGUCAGGUGUAUAUUUACUGGACACCAAACCAACCACCUUGUUCUUAUUCUCAUUGUUCUGCUCUAGUUUCCGGCGACCCGUGACGGAGAGCGGCGGAGCAUCAACCAAACAGAAAAAGGCAUUACAAGGUCCAAGUCCAUUGCAAAUAAUGUCUGCAGGUAAUACGGAGGAUCUCUUUCAACUAAUUAAAAUUAUUGUCAAAUCAUUGCAGGAAUAUGAGGCUGAUGAGCUAGAGAGAUUAGGUCUCGGAGUCAAACACCGUGAAGAGAGAAUUAGGGAUUUGAGGAGUGAGAAAAUCAGCUUAGAUGGUUCUAUUCUAGAUCUGGAAGUUAGUAUUGGAAAGUAUCAGGCAUCCUGCAGUAUUCCUGUCAACAGAGAAGUGGAUGCUCAAAGUGAGGACGAGACUUAUAAAAAUAUUUUGGAGUUAGAGAAAUCUGCUGCUGGACUUGUACACCAGCUAAGAACUCAACAAGGAACUCAGGUUUCUCAUAGUCCAUUAGUGAAGGAUGUACUUGGUUUUGUUGCUACACUAGGCAAAACCGAUGAUGAAAACCUUAGCUGGCUGCUUGCGGAGUACUUGGGGAGAGAAACAAUGAUAGCAAUUGUUUGCAGAAACUCUGAUGGAGUUCAAGCUCUGAAGACUUUUGGCAUAGAAGGUGCUAUAGAUAGGAAUCAUGUUCAACAAGGGCACGGCUCUUCUGCUGGACGUACAAUAGAUGGUCGAUUUCAAGUUAUAUGUCUCGCUGAUAUAAGACCGUAUGAUGGCGAGUUCAUAUAUAAUGAUCCACAAAGGAGGCUCGAUAUUCUGAAGCCAAAAUUGCCUGGUGGAAUACUUCCUCGUGGCUUUCUUGGAUAUGCUGUGAAUAUGAUCGAUAUUGAUAAUGCAAACGUAUGGAUGGCCACUCCCCACUAUGGGCUUAGGGAGACUCUUUUCUACCAUCUCUUUUCGCACCUUCAAGUUUAUGAAACAAAGGAAGACAUGUUGAAGGCCCGCCCCUUCAUAUCUGAUGGAGCAGUAUCCUUGGAUGGUGGAAUAAUGAGACGUUCUGAUAAUUUUUACAUGGCCAAUAGGGAAAAAGCAAUAGUUAAGUUCCCGAUGAUCCUUGGAAAACCUAGUCUACCUGGAGACUACUACGAGACUAAAAACGAUCUGCAAAUCAAAAAGUGGAAGCUGGAAAUAUUGCUAGAAAAUAUUUGCAGAGAACAAUCAGUGCUGGACCAGGAUAGGUUCAAUUUUGAAGUCAAGAGACAAGAGUUUGUUCAGUUAGCUCGGCAGCAGAAGCAGGAGCACUAGCAAGUCCAGCUGGGCCAGAGAUUUUGGCCAUGGAACUCAUUCUCCUGUCAUCAUCUAGUAUUUCGAUUAUGUAGUUGUUAUAUUCUUACUAUAGUUAAAACCUAUAAUGGGUAUCAUUGAGGACGAUUUGGAGACAGAUCUAGAGUUUAUUUGUACUGCAAAUGAUGUGUCUAUUCUGCUUUUAGAUGAUAUAUACCAUAAGUUGUCUU